AUGGUCCGCAUCAAUUGUAUCACAACAGCAGCUACCGUUAUUGCUGUCUCACUUUCCUCUGCAUUGACAUUGGUCUCUGCCCACAUCCCCCUCAUCGAAUCCUCAUCCGGCCAUGCCUCUCACGCCCUCCAGAAACGACAAGCACCAGCAACAGUACCAAGUUGCAGCACAACCUAUGCCCCCAUCGCCACAGGAGCAUACCCAGUGAUCGACUGUGUUCCCUUCACACAGGAUCCUCAAGUCCAGACGUGGUUGAAAUUGGUCGAUUUCUCAAAGACGCCUGUCUUCCCUCCCUCUCAAAAGGGCGUGUGCCCCACGGAUACGACAUCGAUCCCUAAGGAUCAGUGUUGGUGGACCUGUCAAAAGUGCGAUGCGCCUGAUGAUAUUACGUCUUGUCCCACUACUGGGACUUGGGGAUUGACCUUUGACGACGGACCUUCCCCCGAUUCACCUCGACUGUACGACAACCUCCUCGAACACAACCAAAAAGCAACCCUCUUCAUCGUUGGCUCUCGCGCCAUCAGCUUCCCAGCAACCCUGAAGCGCGCCUAUAACGAGGGCCACCAGAUUGCCAUCCACACCUGGUCUCACCCCUCGAUGACCUCGCUCUCGAACGAGCAGAUCGUUGCAGAGUUGAAGUGGACCGAGAAGGCUAUCUUUGAUACCAUUGGCGUUACUCCUAUCUAUUGGCGACCCCCUUUUGGCGAUGUCGAUGCUCGUGUUCGCAACAUUGCCACUCAACUUGGGUAUAAAACCUCGAUCUGGACACAAGAUUUCGACACCAACGACUGGAACAUUCCUGCAGGAGCUGCUACACCCCAGUCGGUCGUGGAUACUUUCAAGGGUUGGCUGGUUAAAAUCCCCUCCAUGCCACACGGAUUCAUUGUCCUCGAACACGAUUUGUUCCCUGCGGAGGUGAAUGUGUCGAUUAAUGGAGUGCUGCCUUUGGCCUAUGCGACCAAGGGUCUGUUGAUGCAGCCCAUUGCUCAGUGCCUCAGUGAUGGCAAGCCUUACAAGGAGGGUGCCGGCACAUUCAAGUUGUUGUCUGGAACUAGCCCUGAUAAGAACUCUGCAACUGGAUUCGGUGGUGCCCGCGGAGGACAUGGGGUUGUGGUGGCCAGUGCCAUGACAUUUCUUGUUACCUUUAUCUUGAACCUUUGA
Molecule: messenger RNA, 1161 nt
Organism: Linnemannia hyalina
Lineage: Eukaryota; Fungi; Mortierellomycota; Mortierellomycetes; Mortierellales; Mortierellaceae
Source: the annotation of a GenBank genome assembly